Molecule: messenger RNA, 1200 nt
Organism: Notechis scutatus (mainland tiger snake)
Lineage: Eukaryota; Metazoa; Chordata; Lepidosauria; Squamata; Elapidae
Gene: MTX2
Product: metaxin 2
Biological process (GO): mitochondrion organization
Cellular component (GO): SAM complex; cytoplasm
Source: RefSeq, a predicted model, not a curated record
GCGCAGCCGCUGUGCUCUCCUCCCUUGGUGUCCUUAACCUUCGGCCGCUUACGACGCGGCCUGGGGACGGGCGUUAUCUCCUGUCUUCGGAAGCAUGUCCCUGGUGGCGGAAGCCUUCGUGACUCAGAUAGCAGCUGCUGAACCUUGGCCUCAGAAUGCUGUGCUCUAUCAGCCUUUGAAAGAGGAACAGAUUUUGCUUUCUGAUAAUGCUGCCUGUCUUGCUGUUCAGGCUUUUUUACAAAUGUGCAAUCUGCCAGUCCAGGUGGUUUGUAGGGCAAAUGCAGAAUAUAUGUCCCCAUCUGGAAAAGUGCCCUUUAUUCAUGUAGGAAAUCAAGUAGUUUCAGAACUUGGACCCAUUGUCCAGUUUGUAAAAGCCAAGGGCCAUUCACUUAGUGAUGGGUUGGAUGAAGUCCAAAAAGCUGAGAUGAAAGCCUACAUGGAAUUAGUCAAUAAUAUGCUUUUGACAGCGGAGCUGUAUCUUCAGUGGUGUGAUGAUGCUACAGUCCAGGAGAUCACUCAUCCAAGAUAUGGUUCUCCUUAUCCUUGGCCUCUGAAUCGUAUUUUGGCCUAUCAGAAGCAAUGCGAGGUCCAGCGUAAAAUGAAGGCUAUUGGCUGGGGCAAUAAGUCACUUGAUCAGGUACUUGAAGAGGUAGAUCAGUGUUGUGAAGCACUUUCUCAAAGACUUGGGACACAGCUAUAUUUCUUCAAUAAGAAGCCAACUGAAUUAGAUGCUUUGGUAUUUGGACAUCUGUUCACAAUCCUUACUACCCAGUUGAUCAGCGAUGAAUUGUCGGUAAAAGUGAAAGGCUACAGUAACCUCACUGCAUUUUGCAGAAGAAUAGAACAACACUACUUUGAAGUUAAGAUGGCCUAGUAUUCCUUCUCCAAACUGUCUUUGAUAAACAGAAUGCUUGUGAUGAUAGUAAUAAUAAAAUUAAUAUAUUGACCAUGCUUGUUUUAUUUUAAACAGAUAGUGGCACGGAUUUGAAAAUUGGGCUUAGUUCACAAUCUGAGUCAGCUGCGCCAAAACUGUUGUAGCCCAAGAGAACCUAUCUGUGACGAAUUCAAGAAACCUAUUGUAUUUAAAACAAAAUUGAGUUUUUCAUUGUACAUGUCUGUGUGCCAUUUUAAUAUUCUUUUGAAGUGACCUUGAAACAAUAUUGUGUCAAGAUGUAAAACAAUAAAGUUUAGAUGAUUCUA